AUGCGACGCUCACUGCAAUCGGCCCUGCUGCUGGGCCUGUCGUCGCUCGUGGCAGCCGUGUACAAGGACGAGGUCGGCCACAUCGACUUCCACCACGCGCUCGUCGGCGUGCCCCAGGUCGAGACGACCUUCUUCCACCGGCCCAAGAAGGACGAGAAAGCGAGUCUGCUCUACACCCUCAGCGAUGUCGGCGUGCUGGGCGCCGUCAACCCCAACACCGGCGCUCUCGUCUGGCGCCAGCAGGUCGCUCCAGGCGUGGCCGGUCGAGGCGGCCAUCUGAGGGCCCCCGAGGGCGAGAACUGGGUGGCCGCUGCGUACGGCCGGCAGGUCCAGGCAUGGGCUGCGCUGAGCGGGCGCAGCGUCUGGCAGACCGAGUUCGACGGCCGCGUCAAGGACCUGGAGAUUAUGGAGCUGACCGAGAGCGCGAGGAAGGACGUGCUGGUCCUCUUCGAGGAGGACGGCGUCACGGUUCUGCGCAGGCUGCACGGCGCUCUGGGCACCGUCGUCUGGGAGUUCCGCGAGGUCUCCAAGGACAUUCCUCUGCAGGUGUCGACCAGCGUCUCCAACGUCUACGUCAUCAGCCUUCACGGAUCCCCUGCGUCGUACAGCUUGAAGGUCACGACCCUGGAGCCGGCGACGGGAGGACGGGUCGACCACUGGAUAGUCGGUGCCAAGGGCGAUGUCCAACCCGAGGACGUCAUGUUUGUGGGCGCAAACUCGGCUGCUCCCAUCCUGGCGUGGGCCAGCAACGACCUCGCCAAGCUCAACGUCCACAUCCUGGGCACAAAGUCCAAGCAAGAGUUUGCGUUUCCCCUCCCCGCAGACACCGUCUCUGUCGACAUACAUGCUCCGCACCUGACCCAGUCUCAGCCUCACUUCCUGGUCCACACCCGCACGGCGACUGGCAACAAGGCCGAGGUUUUUCACACCGACUUGAAGUCUGGCAAGAUCACAAAGGCGUACGAGCUGCCGCUGCUCCCCGGACUCGGCGCAAUCUCCACCAGCUCGGAAGGUGCCAAUGUCUAUUUUACGCGCGUCACCGAAGAUGAAGUCCUCGUUGUGUCCUCCGACUCGCACAGCGUUCUCGCUCGCGAUUCUCUGAGCCCCGAGGCCCGUGUUGAGGCCGUCCAUGCCGUUUCAGAGGUCAUCAAGAAGGCCGGCGGCAAGGAGUUCGCCAUCCGGUCUGCCACCGUCACCACAUCGCAGGACUGGGCGCUGAUUCGCAACGGCAAGCUCGACUGGACCCGCCCCGAGGGCCUCAGCGGCGCCGUUGCCGCGGCCUGGGCGGAGAUUCCUGAGGCCGAGGACCUGGCCAAGGUGCUCGCCGAGGAGGCACACACCAACCCGUGGAACGCCUAUGUGCACCGCGUUACUCGCCACAUCCGCGAUCUCCAGUAUCUCCCCGAUUAUCUUGCUACUAUUCCCACCCGAGUCAUCGAGAGCAUCACCGGUGGCGCAGUCGCCGUGUCCAAGACUACAGGCCUUCACCGGGACUCGUUUGGCUUCAACAAGAUUGCCAUCGUCGCCACUCACCGCGGUCGGUUCUACGCCCUGGACACUGGCAGCCAUGGUGGGAUUGUUUGGUCCGCCAACGUCUUUCCCCAAGCUCCUGGUGCUGUGUUUGAUGUCAAGGGCCUUUUGGUCAACGACGCCGAAGGCACAUUGACAGUUCGAGGCGCUAAAGGCGAGUAUGCCGUGAUACAAGUGGCGGAUGGACAAGUUGUCGAGGCUCAGCCUGGCGACGAGUCGGCUGCUAUCUCUGCCACCGCCGUGAUCGAGCGUGAAGGCGGCAAGUGGCUGCUUGCUCUUGGACAAGGUGGGAAACCCAUCGACGACUCUCUGACGGAGCGGCCCAUCGACCAAACCAUUGUUGUCCGAGAGGAAGAUGAUACCGUCAAGGGCGUCAAGUUCGUCAACGAAGGUGGUGAAAUUGUCAAAAAGGAGGUCUGGCAGCUCCAGCUGCUCCCGGGCCAGAAGAUUGCGAGCAUCGCCAAGCGCCCGGCGCACGAUCCCGUUGCCUCCAUCGGCCGCGUGCUGGGAGACCGAAGUGUCAACUACAAGUACCUAAACCCUAACACCGUCGUCAUCGCUGUCAUUGACAGCGCCGCUUCCGCCCUUUCAGUCUAUCUCCUGGACACGGUCACUGGCCAGAUGCUUACGUCGCAAGUCCACGAUGGUGUGGAUGGCGACAAGGAGAUCUCAUGUACCUUGUCGGAGAACUGGUACGCCUGUGCCUUCUUCGGACAGUAUACCCUCAACGACGGCUCGGACCGGGACAUCAAGGGAUACCAGAUCGUCGUGUCUGACCUGUACGAGUCCCCUUCGCCCAACGAUCGGGGCCCCCUGGGCGAUGCGGAGACGUUCUCGCCCCUGGAUCCCGUGGAUACCCCGACUGGCGUGCCGCUUCCGUGGGUUGUUUCUCAGAGCUGGAUUGUAUCGGAGCCCCUGACCAACUUGACGGUGACCCAGACACGUCAAGGCAUCACCAGUCGACAGCUAUUGGCUUACCUGCCCGAGUCCCACGCCAUUCUGGGCAUUACCCGGCAUGGAAUCGACCCUCGCCGGCCUGUAGGAAGGGACCCGUCUGCGGCAGAGAUUGAAGCCGAGGGCCUUGCUAGGUACACGCCUGCUAUUUUCAUUGACGGGCGGAAUCUGCUUACGCACGAGCGGGACAUUGUUGGCGUGAGAGGCAUUGUGACCACGCCGGCCGUGGUGGAGAGCACCAGCUUGUUGUUGGCGUAUGGCAUCGACGUCUUUGGUUCCCAAAUUCCGCCGAGCGGGACGUUUGACAUACUGGACAAGGGGUUCAACAAGGUCACCUUGCUGGCCACGGUGCUCGCGCUUACUUGGGGAGUCGUGCUGCUGGCACCUAUGGUUCGGAGGAAGCAAAUCAACCGGAAAUGGGAAGCGUUCAUGUAA
Trichoderma citrinoviride is the source of this 2919-nucleotide messenger RNA. RefSeq names its product DUF1620-domain-containing protein. Bases 1 to 2919 code for a protein of 972 amino acids. Gene Ontology annotation, biological process: protein folding in endoplasmic reticulum. NCBI's taxonomy places the organism in Eukaryota, Fungi, Ascomycota, Sordariomycetes, Hypocreales, Hypocreaceae. Gene Ontology annotation, molecular function: protein binding. The transcript has 2 exons. The record is from RefSeq and is a predicted model, not a curated record. Gene Ontology annotation, cellular component: EMC complex.